GUUCAUCGUUUUUAGAAAUGAUUGAGCAUACUGCCAGAUAAUGCAAAGCUUGACCAUUGGAUGUGUUUCUGCAAGUAGGGGAUUUGGAGUUAAAGGUGGUAGUGACAGCACGUGACUGGAUUAAAUGCAGAUCCUAAAUGCGUCUUCUGCGGUCAGGUGUCUGGGGACAGUCAUUAGGUAAAUAAACAAUUGGCAGCGCGGUUGGAGGCGUAGAGAUUGAUUGAGCAGCGCUGACAAAACACAAGCUUUUACUGGACAGCGAGAUGUCUGGAGAUGAGGAGCGCACAUUUAUUGCCAUCAAGCCGGAUGGCGUGCAACGAGGAAUUAUUGGAGAGAUAAUUAAGCGGUUUGAGCAGAAAGGGUUCAAACUUGUCGGGAUAAAGAUGGUCCAUGCACCUGAGGAGCUGCUCCGGCAGCAUUAUUAUGACCUCAAAGACCGACCUUUCUUCCCUGGGCUUGUCAGCUACAUGCGCUCUGGUCCUGUUGUUGCCAUGGUUUGGGAAGGUAUGAAUGUUGUUAAGACAGGUAGAGUGAUGUUGGGAGAGACCAAUCCUGCUGAAUCCAAGCCAGGCACGAUUCGGGGGGACUUCUGCAUUCAAGUUGGCAGGAAUAUCAUCCAUGGCAGUGAUGCAGUUGACAGUGCCAAUACAGAGAUCAACCUUUGGUUUAAACCAGAAGAGCUGAUGUCUUACACUAAAUGUGACCAUAGCUGGCUGUAUUAGGCCCAUGUCCUGCAGUCUCCCUUUCAUGUUGUUCUUGCUUUCAUGCUUUGUUCUGUGAUCUUUGUAUUUGCAUAACAAGUUCUGUUUCCUGGAUGUACCUUUGUUGUUAGAUGUCACAGGUAAAGUUUGGUAUAUUUGGACAUGGAAUGAAUAGAUGAUUUAAUUCGCUUUUCUUGUGACCAUGUGUGUACAAAAUGUAAUGGACUUAAUAGAUUUAAAUGUGGAUUAAAUGAAUGGAGUGAACGGACCAGAGUUCUAAAGCAUAAUGACAUCCUUUAGGUAUUUAUAAAAGCUUAAUAAAAAUAUCAAAAUGCA
Molecule: messenger RNA, 1037 nt
Organism: Clupea harengus (Atlantic herring)
Lineage: Eukaryota; Metazoa; Chordata; Actinopteri; Clupeiformes; Clupeidae
Gene: nme2a
Product: NME/NM23 nucleoside diphosphate kinase 2a
Biological process (GO): CTP biosynthetic process; UTP biosynthetic process; GTP biosynthetic process
Molecular function (GO): nucleoside diphosphate kinase activity
Source: RefSeq, a predicted model, not a curated record